Strigops habroptila (Kakapo) is the source of this 2144-nucleotide messenger RNA. RefSeq names its product phosphatidylethanolamine N-methyltransferase (gene PEMT). The transcript has 8 exons. Gene Ontology annotation, biological process: phosphatidylcholine biosynthetic process. The coding region runs from base 82 to 801 and encodes 239 amino acids. NCBI's taxonomy places the organism in Eukaryota, Metazoa, Chordata, Aves, Psittaciformes, Psittacidae. The record is from RefSeq and is a predicted model, not a curated record. Gene Ontology annotation, molecular function: phosphatidylethanolamine N-methyltransferase activity.
GCUCCGGAGGCGGGACUACGCUUCCCGGCAGCGCCAACGCGCAGGGCUCGGCCGGGAAGGCGGCGGCCGCGGUCCCGCACCAUGGCGGGGCGGCCCGGGCCGGGCGCGGGGCGGCGGGCGGCGGCGGGCGGGGGCCGGCCGUUCCCGCGGGAGUGCUGCGAAGGGCUGGGCGGCCUGGAGUACAGCCAGGUGGAUGUGACAGCCAUGGCACGGCUCUUCGGCUACGUGGAUGUGACUGACUCUGCCUUCAUUUUGGCCGCCCUCUCCAUCGCCUUCAACCCUCUCUUCUGGAACAUGGUAGCCAGAUGGGAGCACAAAACACGAGCGCUCAGCCGAGUCUUCGGCUCUCCACGUGCUGCCUGCUACUGCCUGGGUGCUGUUAUCCUGCUGCUUAACUGCGUGCGGAGCCAUUGCUUCACAGAAGCCAUGAAGAGCCAGCCAAAGCUGGAGGGCUUGGACUGCCACUGGGCCUAUUAUUUGGGCUUGGCCAUCUUGGCUGUAGGGACCUUGUUUGUCACCACCAGCUUCUUAGCACUGGGAUUCACUGGGACGUUCCUAGGUGAUUACUUUGGCAUCCUGAUGGAGGCAAAAGUGACCAGCUUCCCCUUCAGCGUCCUGGAUAAUCCCAUGUACUGGGGCAGCACAGCCAUCUACCUGGGCUGGUCUCUCAUGCACGCAAGCCCAGCUGGCCUUUUGCUGACAGCAAUAGUGGCAAUUACCUACACAAUCGCCAUGCUGUAUGAGGGGCCUUUCACAGAGGAAAUAUAUCGGCAGAAACAGAAGGGAGUGAAGAGCAAGUAGCAAGAGCAGUGUCUCGGAUACCUCGCACAGUGUGCCUCUGUCGUCCCCACGCUGGCCCGUUUGCCCGUUUUCCUACUGAGAUGUAUCCUGUAAUUAGCCCAGCAAUCCUUAAUGAGCCAACUGAGCACCCUGCAGCAUUGGAAGCAAGGAGAACAACACCUCCUCACUGCAGGAGCUGGAGGUCCCGGUCCCCAGGUCUCUGUCCCCAUUGCCGGGUCACUGCAGCUCCUGCCAUGAAGGUGGUACCACGGCGUGGGACCUCCCAACCUCUUCUCCUGCACCAGUUAUUGGAGAUCUACAAGGGAUAAAGCAAUUCAGCACCAGCCCUGGACUGGAGGGCAAGAGGUGAUGGAGGCACUGGGGCCCUUUUGUAAGCAACCUCUGAGCGUGGAGAAGCACCAACUCCAGCUGAUCUAGAGAUCAUCUGAAGAUGCUGCUGAAGGCUCAGGUGAAGCAAUGGAGAAGGUUCAGGAGCCCCUGAGGUGUUCAGACACGGCUGGGGAAGGAAGAAGGGAAACUGCUGCAAAACCCAACAACAAAAUCUGCUGCAAACCCAACAAAUCCCCUCCCUUCUGGGAGAGGAGAACCUCCCCAUCCAGAGCUGUGGUUUCCCAUCUGUGCAGAGCCCUGUAGCAUCUCCUGACUAUUUGGAAAGGCUCCAAGAAAGGAGACUGAAAAGCAUGGAGAUGUGAAGAACAACCUAAACCACCACCCAAGGGGGAUGGAGGGCUGGCAGCCGUCCAUGGGGAAACCGCAGCAUGGAGAAGACCAAAGGGAAGAGUCAAUCCCCAUCCGUGCCCUGCAGAUAUCCCAUCCCCGGCCGUGUCGGAGCUCCAGCUCCUUCCUUUUCCCAGAUGAGGGUCCUGCUUUGCCUUCCCCACCACCCAGUGCCUUCCAGCUGUUUCCUGCUGCCUUGCAGGGGCAGUGGAUGGGAGGGAGGGAAGCAAAGGGCUGCGUCUGCCUUUGCUGCUGCCUUUGGAUCUGCUCCUCCAGUCCUGCCACCAGCCUCUGCAAGUCCCAAAGAACCCAGUGCUGGAUGCUUCCCUGAAUAGAUGCAUCCCAGGUAUGAUGCUCCAGACCCUCAGGCUCAGUGUUUACAGAUUCCCAGAACAGUUUGAGAAAUAAGCUGUAAAUGACCAAAAAAGAGGCAGUGUAAAGCCCCCCCCACUGCUGCCGGCUCACCGGGAUGCGGUGCCACAUCUCAGCAUCACCUUGUCCCCUCCACAGAGGGUCCUCCCUUUUCUCACUGUCACCUCACAGUCCAGUUUCCUCUUGCUUUUGCAUGUUGUAAUUCACCUUUCGGGCAUUGCUCAGCAGGAAUUAAAAGUGUUGGUUUCUUUUCA